This is a messenger RNA of Ruditapes philippinarum (Manila clam), 1144 nucleotides long. Its product is annotated as GTPase IMAP family member 9-like. Lineage: Eukaryota; Metazoa; Mollusca; Bivalvia; Venerida; Veneridae. Bases 121 to 1068 code for a protein of 315 amino acids. The record is from RefSeq and is a predicted model, not a curated record. Gene Ontology annotation, molecular function: GTP binding. The transcript is spliced from 2 exons.
CUUUAUACCGACAAUUUAACAAAUGUGUCUUAACAAGUUAUUUGUCUUCAUGCAUUUACGUUCAAAUAGUUUCAAUUAUUCGCAUUUUGAUAACAAUUAUUCUAACAGUUCAACACAAGAAUGGCCCAAAACAUCAAAAAAGUAAUUAUAGUCGGGAAAACUGGUAACGGAAAAAGUUCACUUGGUAAUAGCCUACUUGGAAUGAAACUUUUUAAGGAAGGGGGUGGAUUCAAUGCUUCUUCACUAUCAUGCCAAGUGGAGAAAAAAGGACAAUUCGAAAUUGUUGAUACCCCAGGAUUCUUCGACACCAAUCAAAAUCGAAAUGUGGCUAGACAAGCCGAAGUGAUCCUUGAUUCUUUGAAACUUUGCCCGGAACCACAUGCGUUUCUAAUCGUCAUCAAAUAUAGUAGAUUUACGGCAGAGGAAGUUUCUGUUUUGGAUGUGUUGGCAAUAACAUUCGGAGAGCAAUAUAUAGAUCAUGCCAUUGUCGUGGUUACUCAUGUUGACAAUGAUGUAACAGACGCCGAUUUUCGCGAUGCCUGUCGGGAAUCACACCAGGUGAACGAGUUACUAAAACGCUGUGGGCGACGGGUUGUUAGAAUCGACAAUAAGAAUCCGAACAGGGAGCAUAUCACUACUUUACUAAAGUACAUAGAUCAAGUGUCGAAAGAUGGAAAGUCCUGUUUCAAUAAUGAUUAUUUACGCUGCCAUGAUGAAGUGUUAAGAAGAAGUGCUCAAGACCUGAAUAAGUACGACGGCAUGCUUGUACAUGAGCAGGUGGAACAAAUAGCAACUGAAAUCAAAACAAUGGUAAACGAAGAAAUAACAAGAGCGAAGAAGGAAAGCGAAGAAAGAGCAAAGAGGGAACAGGAAGAAAGGGAAGAAAGAGCGAAGAGGGAAAAAGAGAAAAGAGAGAAGAAGAGAAAGAAGAUGGAAGAAAAAGAAGAAAGAGACAAAGAAGAGAAAAAACAACAAAAGGAAAAGGAAAAUAAGGAACGGAAUUGGAACAUAGCUUUGGGUUUGUUGGGAGCUGGAAUUGUAGUUGGCAAACUUUUUUUAUCUAGGUAAUUGAGUGUAUACAAGUCCUAAAUUUAAUAAAUCAAUAUAUGUUUUGAUAAUAAUGAUUUGAUUAAUCAUCAUCGUC